This is a messenger RNA of Daucus carota subsp. sativus, 3274 nucleotides long. Its product is annotated as plasma membrane ATPase 1. Gene Ontology annotation, molecular function: ATP binding; ATP hydrolysis activity; P-type proton-exporting transporter activity. The record is from RefSeq and is a predicted model, not a curated record. The transcript is spliced from 21 exons. Bases 165 to 3146 code for a protein of 993 amino acids. Gene Ontology annotation, cellular component: plasma membrane. NCBI's taxonomy places the organism in Eukaryota, Viridiplantae, Streptophyta, Magnoliopsida, Apiales, Apiaceae. Gene Ontology annotation, biological process: proton export across plasma membrane; regulation of intracellular pH.
AGGUUCUUCCUAGCCGGGUUCUAUAUGUUGUGUAUAUAUACUUGUGACUUGCCAAGCUUUUAUGAAAACCAAUAGACUUGCAAAGCAAGCUUUUAUCAGUUUGCAUUAUAUGUUCAAGAACUUGACUUCUGUAAUCUUCAUAUAAGUUGCAGGUUAAUAACAAAAUGAGUGGAAAGGAGACUUCCCUUGCUGACAUUGUUGAGGAAGGAGUUGAUCUGGAAAAUGCACCGUUGGAAGAGGUCUUUCAGCACCUAAAAUGUACGCGAGAGGGUCUGACGUCUGACGAAGUGACUAAACGACUAGAAUUGUUUGGGUAUAACAAACUAGAGGAGAAAAAGGAAAGUAAAAUAUUGAAGUUUCUGGGAUUUAUGUGGAAUCCAUUGUCAUGGGUGAUGGAAGCUGCAGCUAUUAUGGCCAUUGGUCUUGCUCAUGGAGGGAACAAGGGUCCAGAUUAUCAUGACUUUUUCGGCAUCCUCAUUCUGCUGAUAAUCAAUUCGACGAUUAGUUUUAUUGAAGAAAACAAUGCUGGAAAUGCAGCUGCUGCUCUCAUGGCUCGGUUGGCUCCAAAGGCAAAAGUUCUGCGUGAUGGAAAAUGGAAAGAAGAAGAUGCAGUAUCGCUGGUUCCUGGUGAUAUAGUGAGCAUCAAACUAGGAGACAUUGUUCCUUCUGAUGCUCGCCUACUAGAAGGAGACGCGUUAAAGAUUGAUCAGUCUGCUCUGACUGGAGAAUCACUUCCAGUAACCAAGAAUCCAGGUGAUGGCGUUUACUCGGGCUCAACGUGUAAGCAAGGUGAAAUUGAUGCAGUUAUCAUUGCAACCGGAGUUCAUACUUUCUUCGGAAAGGCUGCUCAUCUUGUGGAAAAUACCACACAUGUUGGUCAUUUCCAGGCGGUCUUAACGUCGAUUGGAAACUUUUGUAUUUGCUCAAUUGCUGUCGGAAUGGUGAUUGAAAUCAUUGUCAUAUAUGGACUUCAAGAGAGGGGUUAUCGCGUUGGUAUAGAUAACCUUCUGGUGCUUCUCAUCGGUGGGAUUCCUAUUGCUAUGCCUACUGUUCUUUCUGUCACCAUGGCUAUCGGUUCACAUCGUCUGUCUCAGCAGGGUGCCAUUACAAAACGUAUGACAGCUAUCGAGGAAAUGGCUGGAAUGGAUGUUCUCUGCAGCGACAAAACUGGCACAUUGACCCUUAACAAGCUAACUGUUGAUAAAAAUAUGAUUGAGGUGUUUGCUAAGGGAGUGGACAAGGACGAUGUAGUACUAAUGGCUGCAAGAGCAUCGAGGUUAGAGAAUCAAGAUGCAAUCGAUGCUGCUAUCGUUGCAAUGUUGCAAGACCCUAAGGAGGCACGAGCUGGAAUAACUGAGGUCCAUUUUCUGCCAUUCAAUCCAACUGACAAAAGAACAGCACUUACAUACAUCAACAAAGCUGGUACUAUGCACAGAGUUAGUAAAGGUGCACCGGAGCAGAUUCUUGACCUGGCACAUAACAAAUCCAAAAUUGAAAAGAAGGUACAUUCAGUAAUUGAUAAUUUUGCAGAACGUGGUCUUCGAUCCCUUGGAGUUGCUCGUCAGGAAGUGCCUGAUAACAACAAAGACAGUUCUGGUGGGCCUUGGGAGUUCAUUGCACUUCUUCCUCUCUUUGAUCCACCUCGUCACGAUAGUGCUGAAACAAUCAGAAGAGCUCUGGAACUCGGUGUCAGUGUCAAGAUGAUAACAGGAGAUCAACUGGCCAUUGGCAAAGAAACCGGGAGAAGACUUGGAAUGGGAACAAAUAUGUACCCUUCAUCAGCUUUGCUCGGUAAGAAUGGUAAUGGGGAUUCUUCAACUCUACCUAUAGACGAACUCAUUGAGAAAGCUGAUGGUUUUGCUGGCGUCUUUCCUGAGCACAAAUAUGAGAUUGUGAAGAGGCUGCAAGAAUUAAAGCACAUUUGUGGGAUGACUGGUGAUGGCGUUAAUGAUGCACCGGCCUUGAAGAAGGCAGACAUUGGAAUUGCUGUGGCAGAUUCAACGGAUGCUGCACGUAGUGCCUCUGAUAUAGUGCUCACAGAACCUGGAUUGAGUGUAAUUAUCAGUGCUGUAUUGACAAGUCGCUCAAUAUUUCAAAGAAUGAAAAACUACACGAUAUAUGCUGUCUCGAUCACCAUUCGUAUUGUGCUCGGCUUUGUGUUGCUGACUGUUUUCUGGGAGUUUGAUUUUCCGCCUUUCAUGGUGCUUGUCAUUGCAAUUCUCAAUGAUGGUACAAUCAUGACUAUAUCGAAAGACAGAGUAAAACCUUCUCCAUUGCCUGACAGUUGGAAGCUUAAAGAAAUUUUCGCAACUGGGGUUGUUCUUGGUUCUUACAUGGCCUUAAUGACUGCUAUAUUUUUCUGGGCAGCAUACGAAACUAACUUCUUUGCGGUAAAUUUCAUAAGAACAGGCCAUUCAUUUCUGUCACCUGAUAAAACAACUUUGUAUAUUGACUAUAAAAUUUAUAUACUGCAGAAACAUUUUCACGUAAAGAAUUUCAACAAGCACGAAUAUGAUCUGUCAAAUAAGGAAGUAGCUAAGGAUCUUAAUGAAAUGAUGGCAUCUGCUGUUUAUCUGCAAAUUAGCACUAUCAGCCAGGCCUUAAUUUUUGUGACACGUGCAAGAGGUUGGUCUUUCGCGGAAAGACCUGGUGUGCUGCUUGUUGUUGCCUUCAUCCUCGCACAAUUGGUUGCGAGUCUGAUAUCUGCCACAGUAAGCUGGGAUACCGCAGGAAUUCAGAAGAUAGGCUGGGGAUGGACAGGUGUAAUCUGGCUGUACAAUAUUGUAACCUAUAUGUUACUUGAUCCCCUCAAAUUCGCAGUGCAAUAUGCACUUAGUGGAAGAGCUUGGGGCUUGGUUGUCGAUAAAAGAACUGCAUUUAGCACCAAAAAGGACUUCGGCAGGGGAGCUCGUGAGGCUGCAUGGGCUGCAGAUCAACGCACACUCCAUGGUCUGCAGUCUGCAGAGCCAAAGAUAUUUUCUGACAACAACACAUACAGAGACCUCAAUUUCAUGGCAGAAGAAGCUAAAAGGCGCGCAGAGAUUGCAAGACUUAGAGAGCUUCAUACUCUUAAAGGAAAGGUGGAAUCUUUUGCCAAGUUAAGAGGCCUAGACAUUGACAACAAGAACCAGAACUACACACUCUGAGGAGUACAUAAAUUAAUCACUCAUUGUCUCAUCAGCCAGCUUUUGUAUUCUUUUACCAUUUGUUAAAGUAUCAAUGGAUGUUUAAAUAACAAGCAUCGUUUCUUUUAUUAGCAAUUACUAUUUUACUA